UCGCGCGGAGUGGGUCUGUGGCUGGGGAGCUGGGGGAGCCGCGGGCCGGGCCGGGACUCGCUACAGUCUCUUCUCCCCUUUAGCCUUGGUGCCCCCUGCGCGCAGUACCGGCGCCGCCUGGACACCAUGACGCGCGGAGAGAAGAAAGCUGACUACACCACGUCACCUAUCCGUGGACCUGGAGAUGGCAUGGAAACUGAGCAGCCACCUGAACCUGUAGAAGUAAUAUCUAGUUCACAGACUACAAGCCAUCAUAUCCAUCACAACCCACACAAAAAGCCAGUACCUUCACUGAGUCCUGGAGUUCUUCAGCUAGGAAAAGUAAAUGCUGACAAAUCAGUGGAGAUUGAAGCUGUUCGAAUCCUGGUUCCCAAAGCAGCUAUAACUCAUGUUGUCCCUACCAAAAAUGCUAAGUUGGCUAAAUCAGGGGGCCAUCAUAAAGGAGAGACAUUAUGUCAGUUAGAUGGAGCUGAAGAUGCUAAGAGAGAGCUGUUGGAGUUAAAAAAUGCAAUAGAAAAGCUCAAAAAUUCAGAAAGGAGACUGCUACAGGAUAAGGAAGGGCUCUCCAAUCAGCUGCGUGUACAGACAGAGGUAAAUCGAGAACUGAAGAAGCUACUUGUUGCUUCUGUGGGGGAUGAUCUACAAUAUCACUUUGAGCGCAUGGCCCGGGAGAAAAAUCAGCUGAUCCUAGAAAAUGAAGCCUUAGGACGAAACAUGUCGCAGCUGUCUGAGCAAUUAGAGCGGAUGUCUAUACAGUGUGAUGUGUGGCGGAGCAAAUUCCUAGCGAGCAGAGUCAUGGCCGAUGAGCUAACAAAUGCCAGAGCAAUUCUUCAGCGUCAAACCAGAGACGCACAAAGUGCAAUUCAGGAUCUGUUGAGUGAACGUGACCAGUUCCGUCAAGAAAUGAUUGAUGCCCAAAAAGUGUUAGAGGAGCUACUGGUUUCUCUCCAGUGGGGAAGGCAGCAGACGUACUAUCCUAGUGCUCAGCCUCACACAACAGCAGAGCUGGCUGCUGUGAACCAUAAGCUGGCCAAAGCAGUGAGUUCCCACCUUCUUGGAAAUAUGGGCACCAGCAGUCCAAAAAAGACUUCCCAGCCAGCAGAGUUCUGCAACACACCUGCUGAGAAAAUGGCUGAAAUGGUGCUACGAGUCCUGGAUCCAGCUGCAUGUACAGAAACACCACCAGAAGUUCCCUUCUCUGAGUCCUCCCCAUCUUCCUUCCUUUCCACAAAGAAGAACAUUGGACGGUUUCACCCAUACACCAGAUAUGAAAACAUAACAUUCAAUUGCUGCAAUCACUGUCAGGGUGAACUGAUAGCUCUUUAAAAAAAAUCACAGUGCUUGAGAACAAAGCCCAUGUACUUGCAAAUAUGCUGUAUCUUCCCAUGAACAAUACUAUUUUCCAUUCUUUGCUAUGCCUUUCCUGGGGAUGAAUUUCUUAUACUAGAUAUAAGUUUACACUUCUGUAUCUCUAAUGCUUAAGGACCAUGCACACUACACUCUGGGAUUUUUUUUCCCCGGAGCUGGACUAUAAUCAAUACAAUUUGUGACUAUCUACAAGGCUAUAAAGUAUUACGACAAUAAAAUUCUAAUGUAGGUAGGCCCUUAGAUGUAUAAGAUCUGUUGUUAUAUUAUGCAAUAUUAAUGGAUUUCUGCUCAGGGGAAGACAAAACAUUAAGCUAUUUAAGAAGAAUAACCAGCAAGUUUUCUAUUUGGAACUUUCGGAUGGUGCUUCUCUUUUAAAAAAUAAGCUGGAUGUAUGUUAACUGGAGAAACGUCAAGUCAUGGCAGCCCUUUCAGCUGAAAGGGAACUG
Molecule: messenger RNA, 1814 nt
Organism: Gavialis gangeticus (Gharial)
Lineage: Eukaryota; Metazoa; Chordata; Crocodylia; Gavialidae
Gene: BLZF1
Product: basic leucine zipper nuclear factor 1
Exons: 6
Coding region: 127-1326 (399 amino acids)
Biological process (GO): Golgi to plasma membrane protein transport; Golgi organization
Cellular component (GO): Golgi membrane
Source: RefSeq, a predicted model, not a curated record